Molecule: messenger RNA, 1296 nt
Organism: Ornithorhynchus anatinus (platypus)
Lineage: Eukaryota; Metazoa; Chordata; Mammalia; Monotremata; Ornithorhynchidae
Gene: AKAIN1
Product: A-kinase anchor inhibitor 1
Exons: 2
Coding region: 427-708 (93 amino acids)
Source: RefSeq, a predicted model, not a curated record
GGUGAUGAUGUAGCAGAUCUGUGAGUGGAUCCCGGGAUGAAUAAGUAAUGAAUCACGGAAAGUUGCAAUUUGAAGGCUAGCAGCUGCAUGCUUGAAAGCAGAUGGUCAUGUCGCCGAUCUGAAGAGACCCGGUGCCUAAUUUUAAAAGCGGAAUAGGUCUACGUCUUGUCGGUAUCUGCGUGAAGGCGGGGGAUCACCGGCUCUUUAUUUUCAGGUGGAAACGGCCGUAGCCCGGUGUAUCGAGGGAGGAUAAAGUUUCUUUCUGAGCUAGUUUGUGGUCUUGCGGUCCUUCCGCUGUGGCCUUGUGACACAGCUCCACAGACUUACGCUACUCCGUCACACCUCCGCCCGUAGAAAGCCCACUGCUAUUGCUGAGACGGGCUACUGCCCCAAAGGCUUUUGAAGAGGGGCGGGUCGCGGGGUAGCAUGCUCUGUUGGAGAGAACCCUGGCCCAGGACUCAGGAAAUGUGGGGUGUUUUCUUCAAACUGCUCCUGGCUUGCUACAUGACCUUGGGUGAGAAGCCCGGAAAUGAACCGGAGGAAGUGAAACUGCAGAACGCUAGCAAACGGAUUGUUCAGCAGGCCAUCCUGCGAGCUGUGCGCCAAGUCUCCCAGGAGAAUCAGCAGUCAGAGACGAGGGCCGGCCACUGCAGAACCGGCCUGCAGCCCGGAGCCGGAGAAGUGACCCAGAAACCCGACGAGAAGUAACGGGAGCGGUCCUCUCCGGUCUAUUUCCAGCCUUCUUAGUAUUCAAUGUGUCGCCUGUGCCACGCACCCGAUAGAGCGAACCAAAGCGGCGUUAGCACCUAGAAGUAGAGUUGAAGCCGCAACGGCCUGGCCCCUAAGCGUUAUUUUCAAGUGCGUUAGGUAACUCGGUUUCUAGAUUACGCAGUGCCUCUUGAACAAGUCGGAAGACAACUUCCGCCGUAACCGUAAUUGUUUCAAGCACAACCUCUUAGCAUUUUAUAGUUCGAAAGCUUGUUUACUGCACUUCAGACUCUCUUGUGCAUUGGUUGUAUAAAUACUUUUAAGUGACGGUCUUCUUUAAACUGUUGGUCUCAGAGCCUUUCAAAGAGACCCGCUGAACCUCAGAAAAACUAUCCUUGGAAGUGGCUUUGCAAGAUGGAUUUGGGGGGGUUUCUGAGUGGAAAGGCUAUAAAGGAAAGGCUUGAAUCAUUUGAAAAUUAAAAAAAAGAUGUCAAGGGGCCCAGAUGGGGAAUGUGCCCCUCUGUGGAUCUGUCAUUCCAGAGGAAGCUCCCUCCCUCUUAACAUUUAGGACCCCAAGUAGAACAGGAA